Pleurotus ostreatus (oyster mushroom) is the source of this 480-nucleotide messenger RNA. RefSeq lists its product as uncharacterized. The transcript is spliced from 4 exons. Bases 1 to 480 code for a protein of 159 amino acids. Lineage: Eukaryota; Fungi; Basidiomycota; Agaricomycetes; Agaricales; Pleurotaceae. The record is from RefSeq and is a predicted model, not a curated record.
AUGCGUUUCUCUACCGUCUUCUUCGCCGUCUCGACCUUCAUCGGUAGUGUUCUUGCCGUCGAACCUGGAAACGAUGCCCUCCAUGCUGGCUUAUCCCAGGAGCUCGAGGUCGCCAUUAGGAAUGAAUAUGGGCCCGUCGCAUUCGAUGCAUUGGCAUCCAGCGGAUGCAGCUUCUUCUCCUGCGGCUUAGCCGUCGCCGCCGCUCUCCCUUGCCUCGCUGGCUGUGUCGCUGCAAAGAACCCUCUCUGCAUCCCGACCUGCAUGGACAUGGGCAAGCUCUGCUCGUGUGUCAACUGCCUUCCCAACCCCAUCACCGGAUUCCUCCACAAGAAUGGGAUUUGCGUCGACAAGUUCAAGGCCGACACUUUCGGCAAGGUGUACUUGGGGAUCGCCAACGACACCGAAACCCAGUUGGUCAACGAGUGGGGAUUCGACUUGGCCGAAUUCGAUGAGGCUAGCCUGGCUAACAACUACGCUUAA